Zophobas morio is the source of this 3882-nucleotide messenger RNA. RefSeq names its product sodium/hydrogen exchanger 10-like. Gene Ontology annotation, molecular function: sodium:proton antiporter activity; monoatomic ion channel activity; potassium:proton antiporter activity. Gene Ontology annotation, cellular component: plasma membrane. The transcript is spliced from 13 exons. Bases 36 to 3821 code for a protein of 1261 amino acids. The record is from RefSeq and is a predicted model, not a curated record. Lineage: Eukaryota; Metazoa; Arthropoda; Insecta; Coleoptera; Tenebrionidae. Gene Ontology annotation, biological process: sodium ion import across plasma membrane; regulation of intracellular pH; proton transmembrane transport.
AAUUUUUGUUGACUGAAUAAGAAAAGAAAAAAGGAAUGCACGAGUUUCGAAUAGUUCUUAUUUUGGUGGUUGCUGGUUUCGUGACGACUCACGCGGCAGAGGGCGAGACAGAGUACUCUUCUACGAUACCUAAAUAUGUAAACUUGCUUUUCCUGUCUACAACUGUUUUGGUUGCCAGCCUCAUCCGCAUAAUCGUCCUUAAAUUUAACAUUCCGAUUCCGUUUGCUGCCUUUGCGAUCUUAUUCGGCCUCCUGUGGGGCACCAUCGCGUACCACAAUCAAUUCGCUCGACGGGUUUCUGCAGUCGUCUACAUGGACCCCGACGACAUUCUCUACGUAUACACUCCGACUUUGAUUUUCUAUAUCGCCUUUAGCGUAGACACUGGGAUAAUGGAAAAAAUUUUACCACAGAUCCUUGUGAUAGGAUUUCCUGUUACUUUGAUUACGGGCGUCACCUAUGGAUAUCUAAUGAGGCUAAUAAUCAACAUGGACUGGACGACAAGAGGUGGGAUCCUCUUCGGGAUAUUGUGCAGUCCAGUUUAUCCUAUGGCUAUAAUAGAUUUGCUCAAGAAACACCCGCAGACCAAACAAUCGAGCGUUCUGUUGGGAGCAGAAGGUCUUUUCGGUUUGAUCAUGGCGGAUAUAGCAUACACCAUAAUAGUAGGCAACCAAGGAGAAUUCGUGGUGUACUGGUAUCAAUUCUUUUCGAUAACCCUGCGGUUCUUAUUGAUUGGUAUUUUAUUUGGCUAUGUCAUAGGGCUCUUCGGGCGCUAUCUCUUCCGAACGAUGUACACGAACCGACUAAGCGUCUUUAUUAUCAGCUUUGCAUUACCAUUUGUCACGUACUCGAUUUCUAACCAAUACUUUUCCUGUCGCGGAAGCGUUUCCGUGGCAGUGCUCGGAUUUAUGAUGAGCACGGAACGUACGGCAUUGUCUAGAGAAAUUGACGCGUUCUUGAAUGACUUCUGGACCAUGACGAGUUUUAUUUUGGAGAUUAUAUUUACCGUUACUUGUUCCGUACAUAUGGCGAUGAAUGUUGCGUCAUAUUUCUCAUGGUCCAGUUACAUCCUCGUUGUAGUCUCUUACAUACUAUACUAUAUGGUACGGUUCGUGUGUUUCUUGUUGUUUUCUCCACUGACAAGUCGACUGGGGUACGGAAUCGAUUUGAAGAGCCUCAUGAUAUGCGUCUGGUGCGGCAUCAAAUGCCCGUUCAGCGUAAUUUUGACACAGGUGUUCAUGAAGUAUGAUUUACAAGUGUAUAGAAAUAGGGAGCGGUACUUUUACAUAAUGGGGAUUUACAUCCUGUCGAUCUUCGUUAACGGGACGUUUACUAGAACCUUAAUGGAUUUUUUUAAUCUAAGAAAAAUCUCCUUAGCCAGACAGAUAAACAUGAAUAACUGCAUAAAACAUAUCUUUACGAAAAGGGAAAGGACGAUCGCUAUUUUAAAAAUGGACCGAUUCUUGGUCGAUACCGAUUGGCCGCUGGUUAUCACAGCCACCAAUGUGAAGCAUCCGUACCAUAUAGAUCUGAGUGAAGACGAAGACGCUUUCGCUUUCCGCAAUGAGUAUACUACAUGCCCCGAUUGUCAUAAGGACAUACAGCAAGAACCUAGUCCCAGAGAACUCAAGGAAAUGACCAGAGAAGCCAACCUGAGGGUCCUCAAAGCCAAAAAAAUGUCCUAUUCGCGUCAAUUCGAAAAUGGGAUGAUGUCCGGCGAAGCUAUCCGAAUUCUAACACAGGCGGUUGAUUUGGCUGCCGAUUCGGAGAAAGGGAUUAUCGAACUCGAGGGUUUAGUGAAACGCUUCACCACUCAAGGCCCCUUUACAAAACGUAUACGUAGCCGCGUACAGGACCUGAACAAGAAUAAGAAGGCGUCGGUAAGACAGCCCCGGAAAUAUUUGAGACGAGUUUGUCAUAAUAUCGUCGUCAAUAAAACGUGGGAAAAGGCCAUGUGCUACGUGAUCAUGUGUGAUGUGAUCAUGUUGGCAGUGGGCUUGAUUUACGUCGAAGGGUUUCUACGAGGUCAGUGGCAGACCGAGACCGAUCUUUUACGUCUUGUUAUCGGAUUUUUUUUCACUGCUAUAUAUAUCCUAGAGUUUGUCAUGAAAAUAUUGGCUUACUCCUGGGUUUACAUAUGGAGACAUGGCAUUCGAACAUACUUCAAGUCCUUUUGGAACAUUCUAGAUUUUAUCGUAAUAAUUGUUUAUAUUAUUCACCUGUGGUACUCCUUGCAAGUAAUACAAAUAGUUUCGUUAAGCCCACAACAAGAACAAAUACGUUUUAUAAUCUCUUUGGCGCUAUGGUUGCGAGCCAUUAGACUUUUACGUCUCUUUGAAAUAUUUUAUCCCGCUUUGAUUAAAUAUUUAGACAGUCAUUUUGAUUCAAAAGUAGCCUUUACGUACGAGUUGGGUAAAAGUUACACCAUUGGCGAAACGGAAGUUUUGGAUUUGUUACCAUACAUGAUCGACAACAAAAACAUACGAGACGGAAUAAAGAAAAAAAUAGAGGCAGACAGAGUGGUUAUUACGAAAUUACUGGGUAUAGUUCAGAAAGAAAAACCAUGGGUGGCGAUAACGGUGAAGACAAAGCAAGCUAUCCGAACUAUCCUCAAGAGCAUGGUGGAAGCGAAUAAUCAACUGAAGAUUUCAGGAUGGGUUGACGAUUACGAACAAGAAAAACUGGAAAUCGAGAUGACUCAUUUAUAUAAGAAGGUGAACGCUCUCCAAACAGUCCAACCCAGCGCGCCCAAGGUGAUUUUCAGGGAGGUCACAUGGAUGACGGGAGAGGAAGACGUCAUCGAUUUUUUGUUCGAGAACGUUACUGUGAAGACGUUCGAGCCAGGAGAUGUUGCAUUCGGAGAAGGAACUGUUGCCGACGGUAUCUACAUCGUCGUUACAGGCCUCUUCCUGAUCAAAUACGUGCCACAGAAGAGCACCAUCGACAGUCUCCACGAAUACGGAAUACUUCCCAUCGUAGACUACCUCAGCAGUACCAAGUAUGAAGAAGCUUCCCUCGAUUACAUCGUCUCGGGAAACUGCAUCGGAGAACUGAGUACGCUAACAAGAAGGUCCUACAACUGUACGAUCACGGCGGACACGCACAGCCAGGUCUAUGUUCUCAGUUACAACGUACUGACACGCGCGAUGGAGCUGAGUCCCGACCUCGUCGCUGGAUUGGAAUGCAGAAUAUGGAAGGAAGUCAGUAUACGGAUCGCUGUGCCGCUUCUAUUAUCCGUUCCGACCUACCAGAACUAUUCGCAAGACGAAAUCAAGUAUACACUCGAACGGGCGUUCGUUCCAAAUUUGGCGGACUAUAAAAUUUUUACUGUUACCGAAAUGAUACAAGACAUCAUUUUGAUCGAAGGAGUGGUCGCCGAUUUUAAUACGAGGGAUUUUUUCGUAGCACCGUGCUGCAUUCCAAGGAGAGUGCAAAAACUCAUUUUGCCCACUAGCAGUCUCAUGAAUAUUCCAAUUUAUUUGGAAACUAAGCUUCUCAUUGUCCCCGAAAAAGAUUUGGACGAGUACGACGUGAUGGCAACCGCUGAAGAAACCGGUGAAAUGGUCGCCAUGGGGUCGGCUACUAAAUGUUUGCACCAUAUGAUUCAAGAGCGCGCCAAACAACGAAAACGGAUGAAACUGAUGCAAACUCCUGCAAAAAAAACGACACAACAAAAGAAGAGUGGGUUUGAGGAAAUGCCUGCUGAGGAGACCAGUACAUUGCAUUCCACAAGCACGUUGCCGGAAUCUUCGAUCACUCAAAUGUUUGGAAAAGACAAGAAGAACACUAGUUCGGAUCGCCGAUCUUCAGAGACUAAGCUGUAGUCGUUUGCUUUAUUCUGCUACAGUGAAACCUUCAAGCGACCACUUUUCUGCAAUAUUCAAG